UCGCAAUACAGCACCUGCACUUUGCGAAAUGGGUGCUGGGCUGUCAACGGAGGCCGCUGCAGACGCAACGAUGCCGCCCAUGGCGCAGGUCACGCUGCAGACCGUGGCGACCCUCCCUCGCCUGGUCGCCAUCUGCUCUGCAACACAGACACUUGCGCCCAGCGACGCGCUCUGGGCAGACCUCCUCGCCUUCGAGAUCGACCUCCCAGGCGACGACGAAUCGCCACGCGCGCUCAGCAUGACUGAAAAUGGCGAGCUCGAGUUGGCUCUGGCACCGUUGGCUAGCGAGCUUGUCUCGCACAACCUCGAAACGCGCAACUUGGGCAAUCUGAUUCUACUGCUGCUCACACACGUUCGCAUCUUGGGUGAUAUUCCAGUCGCCGCUACUCCUGGCAUUCGAGCCGGACUGUACCAGCGCACCUUGAAUGCCGUCCUCUUGCUUAGAGUGUUUGUCAAGCACUUAUUCGAAACUUUGCCUCCGCGGAUAGCGCUACGACACUUCUCGGCGCAUACGGCCAGUGUGGCAGCCAGUCUGCAAACCUCACAAAGGGCUGGCAUGUCGGCAUCGGCAGACGAAAUUGAUCUCAAAGAGCAGCUUGUUCUUUCACUUGUACAACUUCUGGUCGACACACCAUCAACUCCCGAUUACCUGUCCACCGAAGCUAUCAAUCUGAUGACGGUCUUGCUGAGUCUGCAGCUCUACCUGCCCACGAUCGAAGCGAACGAUUUUCUGAUGCACGUCAUGACCGGUGCAUGUCGGCAACGAGCGCACCAGCUUCUGGGACGUUUGCUGACGAGGUUUGCGGAUCACGCGGCACCUUCAAAGCCAUCUCAGCUUAAAGCUCCUGGCGCUGCAUCGUACUCCCUAAUCCCUUGGAGAUCCCAACCGAACGCAACACUAACGCCGGAAGAGCGCGCUGUCCAUGUCGAGGCGCUCAAUCGGGAGGAUGUGGCCUCAGACCCAGGUGCAGAAGCCUCCUUGUUGCUGUUGCUUUUGUUGUGCAACCACGGCGUCCGCAAGCCAGGAGGCAACCCAUUCCAAGCCGCGCUUUCCACCUUCCGCGAUUCGGCGCAAGACUUUUCCGUGUCUGAAUCAGGUCGGCCACCGCUCGGCGUUGUGCAGCUGAGUUACACCAAGCUGUACAGCGUCCUCUGCCAGCGUUUGCACAAUCAGCAAACCACCCUGCUAUUGUAUCUCCUCCUCCAUGCCAACACUUCUUUUACCACCUUCCUGCUAUCUCGGACGGACCUUCAAAACGUGCUCAUUCCCAUGCUGCAGACGCUGUAUAAUGCAGCCAGUCAACCCUCGCAGCAAAUCUACAUGUUGCUUAUUAUUGUCCUCAUAUUGAGCCAAGACCAUUCCUUCAACAAGGGGAUUCACGAGCAGUCUCUACCUUCUGUUCCGUGGUAUACCGAAAAGACCAUCCACCAAAUAUCUCUGGGAUCGCUCAUUGUCAUUGUGCUAGCACGCACAAUCCAGUACAAUUUGGCAAAGCUCAAGGAUUUGUACAUGAACACCAAUUGCUUGGCGGCCCUCGCCAACAUGUCCCCGCACUUUCACGCAUUGCACCAAUACGCGGCCGAGAGGAUUGUUGGCUUGUUUUUGCUAUUAUCGAAGCGGUUUGAGACGCUAAAGAAGGCCGCCUCUUCGUCUUCCGAGUCCGAAAAUGCUGAUGUCGACGUGUUUGCCGAUUUUCUUCGGAUUGUUCUCGAGAUUAUGAAUUCGUCCCUGUUGCAUGCGAUGCAACGCAAUCCGUAUCUGGUCUACAUGCUGCUGCGAGAACGUGAGCAUUUGAACAAGUAUGCCAGCGAGGACCGAUUUGCGGACGUGGUGUCGAACAUUGAAACGAUUCUGGACUACUUUUCCGCGAGUCUCGAACCGCAUUUGCAGACUUCGCCUUCAGCCGAAGACGUUCUGGGACUGAUUGCAGCUGCCGCCCAGAAAUGGAAUAAUGCAAAGCUCCAAUCGAACGAACUCAAGUUCAAGUACGAAGAGGAAGAGCAACCAGAUGAUUUCUUCAUUCCCUACACGUGGUCGAUUGUGGUGUCGCGCGCAUUGAUCAAAUGGAGGGCUUCUCCCGAUGGUGCUAGCUCGCCUGAUGCGUCAACCGCCCCAUGAAAUUUUGUUUGAUUCGUGAAUGCUGUUUGUUUGUUUGUUUGAACUUUGUUUUCUCGGUUUUGCGUUUGUUCGGUUGUUGUCAGUAAACCUUGCGUACUCCA
Capsaspora owczarzaki ATCC 30864 is the source of this 2220-nucleotide messenger RNA. RefSeq names its product dymeclin. The coding region runs from base 29 to 2119 and encodes 696 amino acids. The transcript is spliced from 13 exons. The record is from RefSeq and is a predicted model, not a curated record. NCBI's taxonomy places the organism in Eukaryota, Filasterea, Ministeriida, Capsasporidae. Gene Ontology annotation, cellular component: Golgi apparatus. Gene Ontology annotation, biological process: Golgi organization.